GCUAUUUAUUUUUUUUAACUGCGUGGGCGGCAGGGCCGGGCCUAGUGCAAUUCCACUCUCGACUGGCAUGCAAGCCACCGAAGUAUCCACAGUGGCCUUCGAAGUGGAGGUGGGGUUGCCACCAAGUAUCGCAUCCAGCUCUUUGUAGAACCAGAAGCUCGUGGGCGCAGCACCGGAGCGGCGGUUUGCUUCCUGCGCCUUGUGAUCUUCAUUUAUCAGCAGGAGGAUAAACCCACUUCAAGAGAAAAUGGACUACAAAACGUUACCUUUGGCUGAAUGGAAUGAGUGUCACGUCAGAGCCUGGCUAGCGUCCAUUGGAAUAAAAGAAGAAUAUGUGAAAAAGCUAUGGGAGGAGGAAGUAACAGGUCCAGUGCUUAGAAAAAUAGACGAAUCUUUUCUCAAAAGCAUUGGUAUGAAAAAAGGCCAAAUCCACGUACUUAUAUGUGAAAGAAAUGAACUUUUGGAAUGUUUGAACAAAAAAGCAGGUAUAGGGCAAACAGAUAAUCCCAGCUGUAAGACUCCAGAAAUCUUGAGUGAUACUGGUAGAACAACUAAUGCUCAGGAAAAGAAAGUGAAAAUGAGGAAUUCUAACAUGCCUACAACAGCUAAUGUACCAGCUGAAAAGAGAGAGUGUGGCUUAAAGACCACCCAAAUCAAACGGCCUAAAAGUGUACCAAGUUCUCAAGUAACAUUUCACCAGCAUGCAGCUUCAGAAACAGACAUCUCUGAUCCACUAGAAGAGUCUAGCAGGGAAGACAUGGAAAAAUCAGUGUCUACUCUUGUCAGGACAGAAAAUGGGAAAAGUCAUUCAAUGCAUAAAAAAAGAGUUGAAGCUUUAACUCUGAGCCGAUUUCGACCAUUUGGCACUCAAGAUAUUAAUUUUAAGUAUGUGAAAAACACAGUCCUUUCUCCCGAAACAGGAGUCAUUGAUUUGAUCACCCCUUGCCAUGAAUACAAAUCUUUUGCCAUUGCUGCGGAGCUAGACAGACCACGGCUUGAAGCAAAGUUUGCCUUUGAAGUGAUUCGAUUUGGCUCAGCCUGCAUGAAUAUCCGAAGUAAUGGAACGAUACACUUUGGUGUCAUGGACAGGUUUGAAGGUGACAAGGAUUAUGAACAUGGGCAGAUAAUAGGUGUGCCAGUCACAAACAGAGACAUCUAUGUUGAUGCAUUGGAUAAAAACAUUGCAAAAUGUUUCAAUGCAUCUGAGCAAGAAGCUGCAAGAAUUUGCAUUCGCCCUCCUGUUUUUAUUGAAGUGAUUGAGAAGGACACUCAAGACCAGCGCUUUGUGGUGGAGGUUGACAUUGAACCAUCAUCCAGUACAGUGAAGGGGAAGAUUUUUCAAGUACGCUUACCUAGAUUUAACGAAAACAGCAAUAAGACAAUAUAUGAAAAAAAUCCAGUUCUCUAUCAAAGACUUAAGGCCAAUUCUGAACCUGUAAAGAAUGAAGAACAAGUGGAUUUUAUUAUUCAGGGUAUAAAAGAGAGGGAUGUAAGAAGAGAAAUGGCCGAGUCCUCCAGUAAUGAAGACCUGAUAGAAACUUCCCAAGAUUUAGGGCGUAAGUUAUUAGUUCUAUUAAAUGAUGGAAAGAACUAUAUAGAUGACUAUCUGAGUUACAUCCUUGUCACAAACAGAUGUGGAACGGAAGCUCUUAAGUCUGUCAACUUUUUAAUGCGCAUGAAUAUUUUCUGUGUGUUUGAUUUUGAUGAGGAUUCCAAUGUGUCAGGUUUACAUGCCAAGUACAAAGAGCAUCAUGCAACAAAUUUGCAUUUCUUGCAAAAUUAUGCCAAUGAAAGCAAGAUGAACACCACUGAAUUUAAAAAACAUUUGGGCCUAGAUGAUUACACCAGCUGGAUAUUUUGCAAUGGACGUAGUGACUUCCUUGGGGAUGAAAAACCUUGUGAUGAAAAUACUUGGAUUAGAACGAAAAAGAAGUAUCUUAAGAAAGCCGUUUCUUUUAUCUGUGAUGAAAUCCUUCCAAAGGGAUCUUUUGUGGUACUGUUCCUACUAUCAUCACCUGUGGAGAAGCCAAUUGUAGACACCUUCCAGGAAUUCUAUACAGAAAUGAAUGGUAUGGAUUAUAUCAUAUGCAUUGCAGAGUCCAAAGAAAAUUAUGAGAAGUGGGCUAACCUAGCUCAGGCAUCUUGUAGCAUUGAGACACUAGAACAGAGGAGCAUUGUGGGCAUGAAGCUAAGUCACGUAGAUGCCACUAUUCAAAACAUGAUGCCUUCUACAAUAUGUCCCAGACGUUUACCAGUUUCCACAAGAGGUCUGUGUGUGCUUCCAACACUGGAAGAAGAGAAAAUGUUUUCCCUUGAAAUAUUGUGUACAAAUCAAUGUGAUGAUAUCAAACUGGAUCUUCUGAGCACAAAAGAAAUACAAGAGAUAGAACGAACAUUUUACCAAGGUAGAAAAGUCAGCUGGAAAAAUUUCUGGCUUGCUGAUAAAGGGGGCUGUGGAGAAGUCAUUGAACGUGAUGCCUGCAGAGAUGUUCAUAAAAUCUUAGAUGGCAUUUUGCACGAGAACAGAAUCAGGUGGUCUGUGGCUAAACUAAAAAUAUUUCAUCAACCUGGAAGUGGAGGAAGCACCAUUGCAAGGCAAGUACUAUGGAAAAGAAGAAAGGAUUUAAGAUGUGCUGUGGUCAAUUCCUCAUAUCCAGUUGCAACUGUCUCCCAACAUGCAGUUAAUUUUAGAGAAUAUGAUGAAAAUGACAUGAAGAAUUCUCUCCCAGUCCUCCUCCUUGUUGAAGACUAUGAUGAAGAUUAUCUAGAUGAAUUAAAGAAUGAUUUAAUGGAUGCAAUGACAGCUAGAAGAGGUCAUUCAUCCAAGCCUUGUUUCAUCCUUAUGUGCUGUAAACGAUCUAAUGUCCCUGAAAAGCUUUGCAAAGCUUCUCCUCUCGAUACAGUUGCUGUCACUCACAAACUGUCAGACCAAGAGAAACACCUGUUUAAAACCAAAAUUGAAAAGCUUGAAAAGCAGAAAGACUUCAAGCCUGAAUUUAUAAUUACAUUUGUCCUGAUGAGUAAGGAGUUUAAGGAAACAUAUGUCACAGAGUUUGUAGAGCACUGGAAGGAAGGCAUAGACCUUUCCUCCCCGGUUACUAGUUUGAUGAAGUAUGUUGCUUUGCUCAAUUCCUAUGUACAUGGUUCAUACAUUUCAUUAUCACACUGUGAAGCUUUCUUAGGGCUGGGGGCAUAUACAGAAAAGAGAGAGUAUGAUUUCAAAAACAACUUAAGUGAACAGGCAAGACUUAUUUUCAUUGAAUUAAGAGCAAAUACCACCUAUAUUUCAUGUGUUCAAAUAAUACAUCACCUGGUUGCUAAGGAAAUUCUGCACCAACUCUCAGGAAGUCAGCCUCAAAGUCAAAUUGCAAUGAAUCUUCUCCAGGAAAAAAUGCUUUUUCAGCACAGAUUUGGACGGGAAGAGUUCAUAAAAUUCAUCAGAGAUCUGUUCAUACGACGCGACAAGAAGAGCAGGGGAGACAAUACUGACAGCCUCUUCUCUCCAUUCAUUGAGCAUGUCUGUAAGGUUGAAAACUGUGAAAAAGCUAUAGAGGUUUUAAAAACUGCAUACGAAUGCCUUGGAAAAGAUGCCUACUUUGCCCAGCAGCUUGCUCGAUUGCAUUACAAUCAUGAAAAAUUUGAGGAUGCAGAAUAUUGGGCAGGGGUAGCCAAAUCUCAUUUGCCAUAUGAUUCUUUUAUUUUGGAUACAGAAGGUCAAGUGUACAGGAAAUGGUUUAGUUUUACUGUGGACAAAGAGACAGAUGAAGCCACUCCCAGUGAAGUCAUUGAGAUGAUAGAAAUUGCCCUUAAAGCUAUGAAAUGCUUCAGGGCUGCACAACAGGCGGCAAAGUCAGAGAUCGACAGCAUGAACAAUGCUGGUUAUUUUGGAGAGGUUGAAGUGGGAUGUCGUCUACUAAAAUUUCUGUCUACACUUCAGGUAUUUCCCAGAAACACACAAGGGGAACAUCCUGAGCUUGUGCGUUAUUUGCUAACGGACUACAUUCCUGAGGAAAUUAAAAAACCCUGGGGAAAGCUUCACAGUCGUUUAAAAGGCUUACGCCAGAACAUUUAUAAUGCUCUGGAGUGGAUUUCAGAAGAUCUAAGUUACUUCCAAACAGAUAAAAACCAGAACAAAGAAAAUGAGGCAGAGGAGAAGGAAGAACAAGUUUACAAUCCCAGAAAGUGGUUGAAAAGACAGUCUGAGGUGUAUGCCAAAUUCUUUACCUCAGACUCCCUUACUGUGGUAAUAAAAGGAGGACCUGAAACCCAGCUAGUCAAAAGCAUGAACAUUUAUAAGUAUGGUGGUGGCAGUGUCACUACCAUUCUUUCAUUGUUGUCAGAUUCGAAGGAUGAGAGGUCAGUUAAUAAACUAGAAAAAAUAAUUAGCUUAUACCCUGAAGACCCACAGAAAGGAAGCUUGGAGGACAUUGAUCUCAUCAAUUACAUUUUGUGUCACAUCGCACUAGCAUGUUUAUCUCCUGGAUCUUCCAAACUUCUUCCUUUUCAAACACUUAGGGAACUCAGCAAUAGAUUCUUCAAACAGAGAAGAACAGCAUUUCCAGCAAGUGCCCAUUUUUUGCUCACCUUACUGUACUGGCCAGAUGAUGCAUUAGACAGAGAAUCUAAUCCGGAUAAAAAUGAUAUUCUCAUAGCCGCUCUUCAGUCCAUGAAGCGCUUGUAUGAUGUCAAGAUGAAAAACAUUGCUCCAAGAAAAAAGAGAAUCUACACACAUUUUUUCCUGGGAAAAGGCAACGGUCUAGGAAAGUUUGUGCACAAGACUAGGAUUGAUAAAUUAAUUGAUGGCUCCCUAAAUGAACGACGAAUGAAGUGGCUACAUGGAGAUGUAUGGAAAAUAGGCAAAGUUCAUAGUGUCUUAAAAAGAGUGAAUGGCUGGACAGAAAAGGGAAAAGUAUUUGCACGGGGUCAUGUUGGGCAGAUUCAUAUUUUGCCUUUACAUUUUGAUUCAGUGCCUCCAGGAAAUGAAAAUGUGACAUUUUAUUUAGGAUUUUCAUUUAGUGGGCUUGUUGCCUAUGACAUUCAGGUAAUAAAAUAAAUCAAUCUCCUCCAGAAACUAAGAUACUUCGUGCAUUAAGUUGAAAUUCCCACUGGACUGAAAACAUUGCAAGAUAUUAAAGUUUUUUUCCCUGUUACAUUCUGAAAAGAACAUACAGCAAAAAUAAGUCCACCUGUCCAAAAUGAGUAAUAAAUCUUUUUCUUAGAGCAAGUACAACCAAAACUCUGACAUAGUGUCAUUAGUGUCAACUGCCAUAUGCAAUUUUCAAGUCAUUGUUUUGUAUCUGAAUACUUUGUUUCAAUGUAGCUGUCAUGAUUCAAUUCCCCCUUAGGAAAUUUUUAAGUUAUUGUCUCUUGGAAAGGCCGAAGAAAACUGGAUAUUCAACGUAGAGAGGCUUCAUCCUUUAUUUGUAUAAAACUGAAAUGAUAUGUAAGUUUUCAUAUCAAUAACACAAACUUAGAAACAAAAUAUGACCCAGCACUUAUAAGAAGAAGAGUAGUGAUGGAGCUGCUCCAAGAUCUUGAAUGCUAGGAAAUCCUUUUAAAAUCUGUAAUCAUGGUGACUGAACUAUUUUUGGUCAUAGAAUCAUAGAAGAUUAGGGUUGGAAGAGACUUCAGGAUGACAGCUAGUCCAACCCUCUGCUCAAAGCAAGACCAACACCAACUAAAUCAUCCCAGCCAGGGCUUUGUCAAGCCGGGCCUUAAAAACCUCUAAGGAUGGCAAUUCCACCACCUCCUUAGGUAACCUAUUCCAGUGCUCCGCCACCCUCCUAGUGAAAUAGAUUUUCCUAAUAUCUAACCUAAACCUACCCCACUGCAACUUGAGACCAUUGCUCCUUUUUGUUAUGUCAUCUGCCAUCACUGAGAACAGCCUAGCUCCAUCUUCUUUGGAACCCUCCCUUCAGGUAGUUGAAGGCUGCUAUCAAAUCCCCCCUCACUCUUCUCUUCUGCAGACUAAAUAAGCCCAGUUCCCUCAGCCUCUCCUCAUAACUCAUGGGCUCCAGCCCCCUUUGCUUUUAAAAUUAGUUUGCUUCAUCAGUUGAGAGAGAGCAGCAGAUUAUUAUUGCAGUUGCUUGCUUUCAAAUAUGUGCAGGCACCUGGCUGGAAUAAAUGGAACCUCUUAAUAUGCUUUUUAGAUUGGCUUACAUUUAUAUUAGUUCCUUUCACCCACUAGUAAAAUAAUAUAGUUAUAUUUAAGAGUUUAACAGCAGCAAUGUUCAACAAUAGAUAAAAGAGAAAGUGAAGAAGAAUCCUAUAUCUGAUAUUAACAACUAGUGGAAUUUCAGGAGGCAGACUGAAUGGAACUGGAAUUUGGGUAGCUCUAACAACUCUGUUGUAAACCCCUCUCACUCCCAUGCAGAAUAUCAUGGGAACUGUAAUGGUCAUGUAUAGUCAAGUUUUAUUGUUGGGUUUUUUUGUGGGAUGGGAAAGCCCAAAAGAAAGUAAUUGUUUAUCAAUAUGGAGCCAAAUUCACCACUAGACUGAACAUGUACCAACUUAAGUGACAUCAAUAUUAGUCUUUACUGCAGUAUGUGGACAGCAGAUUCCACAGUAGUUAAUACAGGUAAUUUAUCUUUGUUUUUGACUUAGUAAAUAAAUUAUUGGAAGAUACAAAUGUAGCUGUAAUUAAUUGCAACCUAUAAUUUGGUUUUGAGCUUUUCAGGGAAAGUAAGAGGGAAGAUUAUAUUUUAAGGUGACCCAUAUCAAAUACUUACGUAUAUUACCAUGUAUAGAUAGAUAUAUUAUCAUGCCAUUUAUAGUAUAAGGAAAAAGCAAGUGGUAUGGUGAUCAUAUACAAAUUAAUGCUGUAUGUCUUUUUUAAUCUGUAUUUAUAAGUAUUUUAACAUUUUAUAAUUUUGGAUUUAGUUUUAAGUUUUAUUGUGAUACUUAUUGGUUUUUGCAUAUUGGCCCACAGCUAAGUCAUGGAAUCAUAAAAAUGUCGAGCUGGAAGGGACCUUGAGAGAUCAUCUAGUCCAGCCCCCCAUGCUGAGGCAGGACCAAGUAAACCUAGACCAUCCCUGGCAGGUGUUUGUCCAACUUGUUCUUAAAAACCUCCAAGGAUGGGGAUUCCACAGCCUCCCUUGGAAGCCUAUUCCAGAGCUUAACUACCCUUAGAGCUAGAAAGUUUUUCUUAAUAUCUAACCUACAUCUCCAUUGCUGCAGAUUAAGCCCAUUGCUUCUUGUUCUACCCCCAGUGGACAUGGAGAACAAUUGAUAGCUAUUAAUAAACUUUCUCUGCCAUACCAGUUAUGUAUAUUACUACAGUACCAUAACUAUUCAGCACACUUCAUCUGUUGUAUAGUACCAGGCACAUUAAUGGUGAAAAUUAUCUGUAUUAAAUAACCAAAUUCAAUAAAGCAACAAAACAUCUGUUGAUUUUGGAGAAGGGAAAUAUAGUAGUUUGAGGAUUUUUUUUAAAAAGAGAAGCAUCAUUACAAUUUUACAAAGUUUUUCUAUGGUAAGAAACAAAACUCAAGAAGUUCUAACACUGUGGAAGGCUAAAUUAUUUAAGAAACUGUACUGCUUAUUGUUACAUCCUCCUGUUACUUAGUUUUAGGAUUUACAUGUAUACUGAUUUCCUAAUGUCAUUUGUUUGAACAUAUAGUUUUUAUAUUUUAACUUAUUAAUUUUGAAAAGACAAACACUCAGCACAAAUAUCUUAAUUGUACUGAUUCAUUGUCUGUUUUUAUUGCACUUACUACAAUACAGUGACUUCUAUAAAGAAUUCUUGAAGUUUG
Messenger RNA from Emys orbicularis (European pond turtle), 7751 nucleotides. RefSeq names its product sterile alpha motif domain-containing protein 9-like. The transcript is spliced from 4 exons. Gene Ontology annotation, molecular function: protein binding. Lineage: Eukaryota; Metazoa; Chordata; Testudines; Emydidae. The record is from RefSeq and is a predicted model, not a curated record. Gene Ontology annotation, cellular component: cytoplasm. Bases 248 to 5053 code for a protein of 1601 amino acids.